AUGUCAAUGCGGGACAUUGGCAAACCUCCGGUUCGUGGCAAAACAUCGCCUUAUGGCUUUUUUGUAAAGAUGUGCUAUGAAGAGCACAAAAAGAAGUACCCAAAUGAGAAUGUUCAAGUGACAGAAAUAUCAAAGAAGUGCAGUGAAAAGUGGAAGACUAUGUCCGAUGAUGAAAAAAGACGCUUCUACGAGCUGGCUCAGAAGGAUGCGGAACGGUAUCAAGCCGAGGUGGCAGCGUACGGUGGAGAAGACGCCAUGCGAAAACGAAAGCGUGCAAAGAAAGAUCCUAAUGCGCCAAAACGUGCCCUGUCCGCCUUUUUCUUCUUUUCCCAGGAUAGAAGACCUGAGGUGCAGCAAAUGCACCCAGAGUGGAAAGUCGGACAGGUUGCGCAGGAAUUAGGGCGAAUGUGGAAGAACGUGUCUAUGGACGAAAAAGAUAUGUAUGAAAGAAAAGCCCUGGCAGACAAGGAAAGAUAUGCUGAGGAGAUGCGCGAUUAUAAAACGGCUAUAACGAAGAUUCCCGGUUUGGAGCACUUAGAGGAAGAACAUCACAUGCAUUUGGUUCACGUCGACGAGCACGAUCUACAGCAAGGCCAAAUCGUCUGA
Haemonchus placei is the source of this 606-nucleotide messenger RNA. NCBI's taxonomy places the organism in Eukaryota, Metazoa, Nematoda, Chromadorea, Rhabditida, Trichostrongylidae. The record is from the annotation of a GenBank genome assembly.